Leucoraja erinaceus (little skate) is the source of this 1718-nucleotide messenger RNA. Its product is annotated as dimethyladenosine transferase 1, mitochondrial-like. Gene Ontology annotation, molecular function: mitochondrial transcription factor activity; rRNA (adenine-N6,N6-)-dimethyltransferase activity. The record is from RefSeq and is a predicted model, not a curated record. Gene Ontology annotation, biological process: rRNA methylation; transcription initiation at mitochondrial promoter. NCBI's taxonomy places the organism in Eukaryota, Metazoa, Chordata, Chondrichthyes, Rajiformes, Rajidae. Gene Ontology annotation, cellular component: mitochondrial matrix.
GUCCCCUACAGCGGCACAUCCCGCCCACGGGCGCUGUGAAUGGUUCUUGUUGCAAGAAGCCGUGGCUGUGAAUGGGCAGCGAAAGUGACGAUCAGUGGUGUUGAUGUCCGCGGCGGGAGCAAGGAGGCUGGACCAUGGCUGCAAGAGGAAGAAUUGCUUCUUUCCGUUUGCCUCCGCUUCCCACCAUCAGGGAAAUUAUCAAGUUGUAUAAUUUGAGAGCGGAAAAGCAACUUUCUCAGAAUUUCCUGUUGGAUUUAAGAUUAACAGAUAAAAUAGUUCGGCAAGCUGGAAAUUUAAGGAAUGCUUAUGUGUGUGAAGUUGGUCCUGGACCUGGAGGAAUCACUCGAUCUAUUCUCAAUUCUGGCGUUGCAGAACUACUCGUGGUGGAGAAAGAUACCAGAUUUAUUCCUGGCUUACAGUUGAUGGCGGAGGCAGCACCAGGGAAAAUUCGCAUUGUGCAUGGAGACAUUCUGACCUAUAACAUGGAACGAGCUUUUCCGAAACAAUUUCGAAAUGAAUGGGAAAUCGGAUUACCAAAUGUGCACAUCAUUGGUAACCUGCCCUUCAGUGUUUCAACACCUCUCAUUAUUAAGUGGUUGGAGAAUGUUGCAAAUCGUGAUGGGCCCUUUGUCUUUGGGAGGACACAGAUGAUCCUAACUUUUCAAAAGGAGGUUGCAGAGCGUCUCACAGCAAGUACCAGCAGUAGACAGAGAAGCCGGUUAUCAGUGAUGUCCCAGUAUUUGUGUAAUGUGAAAAGCUGCUUCACGAUUCCAGGCAGAGCCUUUGUUCCAAAGCCCAAGAUUGAUGUGGGAGUUGUACGUAUUACUCCGCUGGAGAGACCACAGAUUAACCAACCAUUCAAACUGGUGGAAAAGGUGGUGCGAUGUGCAUUCAGCUUUCGGAGAAAGCAUUGCCGCCGAGGACUUGAAACUCUAUUUCCUGAAGCACAAAGAUUACAGCUAACGGAACAAAUGUUUGAUGCUGCUGAUGUCGACCCGACACUGUGCCCGACACAACUUUCUAUACCACAUUUUAGGAAUCUGUGCGAUGCAUACAGCCUGCUGUGCAAGGAGGAUGCAAAUCUCUUUACGUAUAACUAUCGGGAAGAAUUAGGACACAAACGGCUUUAUCGGAAAGAUAAAUCUCACAGGGAUGAGAAAGAAAAGAGAAAAUUACUAACUUUGGAAACCACUGCUGCAUAAACAUCAAUCUGAAAGAUACUGAAAUCUGGAAAUAAUUAUCCCUGAUUCUUAUAACGUGCAAGUUUAAUCAGUGAUCAAAUUGAAAGUUCUGGGAACAAAUGCUGUAAAAUGACUGGCACUGAUAUUAAUGCUAGCUUUGAUUUUUUUUUUUCAAUAAUGGCCUCUGUCAGACUGCUGUGGAGUUCCAAGUUUGUUGUUAAAGAUUUUUUGAUCACAAUGAGAUAAAAGAAAGCUAAUUUGAUUAGAUAGACACAAAAUGCUGGAGUAACUCAGCAGGACAGAAGGAAUGGGUGACGUUUCGGGCGAGACCCUUCCGACUGUUCAUCCCAACCCUUCUAUCCAAAGUUGCUACCUGUCCCUUUGAGCUACUCCAGCAUUGUGUGUCUAUCUUCGGUGCAAAUCAGCAUCUGCAGUUUCCUCUUACUCAUUAAUUGGAUCUAAAUGAGGUACAAUGUGCUUUGCAUAAAUAAAUAAAUGCGUAAAUAAAUAUUUGCUGUUGAUGGCAUCAGAAGGAAA